This is a messenger RNA of Rhodotorula graminis WP1, 2746 nucleotides long. RefSeq lists its product as uncharacterized. Lineage: Eukaryota; Fungi; Basidiomycota; Microbotryomycetes; Sporidiobolales; Sporidiobolaceae. The record is from RefSeq and is a predicted model, not a curated record. Gene Ontology annotation, cellular component: cytoplasmic stress granule. Gene Ontology annotation, biological process: mRNA splicing, via spliceosome. The transcript has 9 exons. Gene Ontology annotation, molecular function: mRNA binding. The coding region runs from base 26 to 2374 and encodes 782 amino acids.
GCCGCACCCAGCCCACCAGCUCGCCAUGCAGGGCGACGACACCACCCUCUACGCCACCUUCCCGCCUCCCUCGUUCGCCGCCGCCGCCGGCGCAGCUGCCCCGCCUCCACCGAGCGCUGCCGCCGGGAGCUCCGUCGCGCCUGCCGAUCUUGGCACGCCCGCCAACGGCACGGCCGACUUCGAGGCCAUCAAGCGCUCGUUCGAGGGCGCAGGUCGCGCGCCCGCCGGCGCCGACGGCGCCCCCUCGAGCAACGGCGCCGCGCCCGCACUCGGCGGACCGGGCGCGCCUGGAGGCGGUGCAGGAGGCCCCGCCGGCGUGCACCCGGCUGCGCCCUACCAGGACGUCUACGCCGCCGCGGGCAUGACGCCCAACGGCAUGUACGGCCCGCCGUUCGGCGCCCACCCGCCGCCCCCCUUCGUCCCGGGCCAGCAGCAGCAGGCGUCGACGAGCAACGGCGCCGCCCCGCCGAUGCCGCCGCCCAACGCGGGCGCCUUCUCGAACGCGACGUCGCCGUACCUCGGGCACGCCGUGCCGCACAUGAACGGCGUCGGCCUCAACGGUGGGCCUGUCCCCCUCCCGUUCGGCUCGCCGCUUCCUCCCUCGGCGGGCCUGAGCAUGGCCGGCGGGCCCGGCCCGCUCUCGCACCCGCACGCUCAGCCUUACGCCGGCUCGGCGUUCGACCCGACGCCGGCGUCGCCCAACCCGUACGGCGGCCCGCCUGCACCCGGCGGCGCGCCGUUCGGCUCGCCUUCGCCUGGCGCGUUCGGCGGGCUCGGCAUGGGCAGCCCGUACCUCGGCAUGGGCAUGAGCCCUAUGCUCGGCGGCAUGGGGAGCCCACAGAUGGGCGGCGCAGGGUUCUCGCCCAUGGCGUACCCGAUCGGCGGCUCGCAGGCCAUGAACGGCAUGAGCGCGACCCAGACGCCCUCGACUCGUACGGUCUACGUCGGCAACCUCCCGUCGGACGCCUCGGUCGACGAGCUCCUGUCGCAGGUCCGCUUCGGCCCGAUCGAGAGCAUCCGCAUCCUGCCCGAGAAGAGCUGCGCCUUCAUCUCGUUCCUCGACCCGAACACGGCGGCGGCCUUCCACUCGGACGCCCUCAUGCGCAAGGUCCGCCUCCACGACCACGACCUCAAGAUCGGCUGGGGCAAACCGAGUGCCGUCUCGGCCAACGUCCUCGCCGCCGUCCAGCAGUCGGGCGCGACCCGCAACGUCUACCUCGGCAACCUCGACGAGGAGGUGACGGAGCAGACCCUGCGCGACGACCUGUCGCGGUUCGGCCCGAUCGACCAGGUCAAGAUCGUGCGCGACAAGAACAUCGGCUUCGUCCACUUCCUGUCGAUCGCGACCGCCAUCAAGGUCGUCCAAAACCUGCCGCAGGAGCCCGGCUGGGUCGGUCGCCGGGUCGCGUACGGCAAGGACCGCACGGCGUACGUCCCCAAGAACCAGCACCAGCAGCAGCAGCACAACAUGGCGGCGGCGGCAAUGGGCAGCAUGGCGGCGACGUACGGCGGCUUCGGCGGGCUCGGUUUCGGAAGCCCCAACAUGGGCUACGCUCAGACCGUCGACCCGAACGCGCAGCCGGGCAACCGCACCAUCUACCUCGGCAACAUCCACCCCGAGGUCACGGCCGAGGAGAUCUGCAACAUCAUCCGCGGCGGCAUCCUGCAGCAGAUCCGCUACAUCCCCGACAAGCACAUCUGCUUCGUCACGUUCGUCGACCCGCACUGCGCUCUCGCCUUCUACCAGACGGCGUCGUUCCAGGGCAUCGCGUUGCACAACCGGCGGCUCAAGGUCGGCUGGGGCAAGCAGUCGGGUCCGACAUCGCCCGGCAUCGCCAUGGUCGUCCAGGCCGGCGGCUCUCGCAACGUCUACGUCGGCAACAUCGAGGACUUUGAGACGUACGACGAGGACAAGCUGCGCAAGGACUUUGGCGAGUACGGCGAGAUCGAGCUCGUCAACUUCCUCAAGGAGAAGCAGUGCUGCUUCAUCAACUUUACAAACAUCACCAACGCCAUCAAGGCGAUCGAGGGCAUCAAGCAGCACCCGGACUACGCCAAGCUCAAGAUCUCGUACGGCAAGGACCGCUGCGGCGGCGCGCCCCGCCAGUUCCGGGGCUUCGACCUGCGCAACCAGCAGCGCGGCCACCAGCAGGGCCAGCAGCAGCAGGGCCAGGACGGCUCGGUCAACGGCGGCGGGUUCCCGCGCUCGCCGUUCACGGACCCGCUCUCGUUCCCGACGACGCCGCUCCAGGCCGACCAGCUGCAUCUCGCCGAGGGAGGCGAGCCGUCGUCGCCGCACCUGCCCGAGAUCGGCGCGCUCGUCCUCGACGAGGAGGCGGCCGCCGCCGCGACGGGUCAGUCGCCGCAGGCCUGAACGAGCCGCCGACGCCCUCCCCCUUCUUCGCAACUCUCUCCUUUCGCCCGUGUCCGUCCGCCCGACCAACUAGUCGGCUUUCGCCCCUCGCCUUUCCCCCCCUUUCCUUCGUCUUUCGCCCUCGCGGUCGCCCUUGCCGUCCCUCCCUCGUCCUCGACUCUCGCCCUCACUCGCUCUCUUCGCAAACUCGCCGUCGCUCCGUGGACACUCGACUCUUUCACCUCGCCGUCUCUGCAUCCACUCGCCUCUCGCCCGGGCCUUCUAUUUCCCCUUCCCUCGUCCCUCUCGCGUCUUGGGUCGGUACAGAGUGCAGCAGGAGCGUCGCUCUGGUAGUGGGUGCGGCGGUGUGCAACUCGUCCCUCUCGUCUCGUC